CCUCCUCCUCCUCCGUCUUCUCUUCGCCUCAGCUCGCCUCCCCCGGCUUUCCCUUCCUCGCUCCCACAGCACGCGCUCAGGGCCCCACGCUCGGAGGCUUCCCUCUUUUUCCUCCUUGUCGGGGAAUCCAGGCUCAAAAGUAGCAGAAGCAAGUCCGCCCGAUGGGGCUGCGCCGGCCUUGGUGGCCCUCGCGCCCUCCGCGCCUCCGGCUCCCGCUGGUGCUGGCGCUGCUGCUCGCCGCCCUGGGACACGCGUGGACCUACCGCGAGGAGCCCGAGCAGAGCGACAGGGAAGUGUGUUCGGAGAGCAAAGUGGCCACCACCAGGUACUCCUGCCUCAAGCCCAGCGGGGAGCUCGCCACCUGCUUCAGGAAAAAGUGCUGUCAGGGCUAUAAGUUUGUUCUUGGACAAUGCAUCCCUGAAGAUUAUGAUGUCUGCGCAGAGGCUCCCUGUGAACAACAGUGUACAGACAACUUUGGACGUGUCUUAUGUACUUGCUACCCUGGUUACCGGUAUGACCGAGAAAGACACAAAAACAGGGAGAAACCCUAUUGCUUAGAUGUUGAUGAAUGCACCACAAACAAUGAACCUCCCUGUCCCCACAUCUGCAUUAAUACCCCUGGCAGCUAUCGUUGUGAGUGCCACGAAGGUUAUAUUCGGGAAGAUGAUGGGAGAACAUGCACUAAAGGAGACAGAGCAGGCUUCUCUGAGAAGACAGAGAAUGUGGUGAAACCAGGAGCAUGCUGUGCCUCUUGCAAAGAGUUCUAUCAAGUAAAACAAACAGUGUUGCAAUUGAAACAAAAGAUCUCCUUGUUACCAAACAAUGCUGCUGAUAUUAGCAAACCCAUCACAGGAGAAAAAGUACUUGCUUCCAAUGCAUAUAUACCAGGCCCUCCUGGACAGCCAGGUGAUCGGGGUCCUCCAGGUGCUGUAGGUCCAAAAGGGAGCCCUGGCUUUCCCGGAUCUCCUGGUCCUCCAGGAAACCCAGGCCCUAGAGGAGCAAUGGGGCCAAUGGGACCAUCGCCAGACUUGUCUCAUAUUAAACAGGGCAGACGGGGCCCAGUGGGUCCUCCAGGUGCACCAGGGAGAGAUGGAGCAAAGGGCGAGAGAGGUGCGCCAGGAGAAAAAGGAGCACCUGGACCACCAGGUUCUUUCGAUUUCUUAUUACUAAUGAUGGCAGACAUCAGGAACGACAUCGCAGAGCUACAAGAAAGAGUGUUUGGGCACAGGACUCACUCCUCAGCAGAAGAGUUUCCAUUACCUCAGGAAUUUACGAACUAUCAAGACAUAAUGGAGUUGGGAUCUGGAGAGGACUACAAACAAAGGACUACAUCAAAAGACUCCAGAACGCCCAGGGAAAGCAAUCAUUAAAAAGAGCUUGCAGCUUGGGGAAAAAAA
Messenger RNA from Anolis sagrei ordinatus, 1397 nucleotides. RefSeq names its product collagen and calcium binding EGF domains 1 (gene CCBE1). Gene Ontology annotation, molecular function: calcium ion binding. The record is from RefSeq and is a predicted model, not a curated record. Lineage: Eukaryota; Metazoa; Chordata; Lepidosauria; Squamata; Anolidae.